Loxodonta africana (African savanna elephant) is the source of this 4961-nucleotide messenger RNA. RefSeq names its product glial cell derived neurotrophic factor (gene GDNF). Gene Ontology annotation, biological process: peripheral nervous system development; negative regulation of neuron apoptotic process; positive regulation of branching involved in ureteric bud morphogenesis. The coding region runs from base 1744 to 2289 and encodes 181 amino acids. Lineage: Eukaryota; Metazoa; Chordata; Mammalia; Proboscidea; Elephantidae. Gene Ontology annotation, molecular function: receptor tyrosine kinase binding; glial cell-derived neurotrophic factor receptor binding; growth factor activity. The record is from RefSeq and is a predicted model, not a curated record. The transcript has 2 exons.
GCUGAUUUGCCCAGCUCGAAGGGUAUCGAAUUUUUAUAUUUUUUAGCAUCACUACCACAGGAAAACACAAUUUUCCCGCUUUUCUUGGUUUCCAUACUAUAUAUACACACCCCAUGUUUUCUGUCUUCCAAAACCCUUUAUCUGUUUUUGCUGUGCCUGGAUAGGCUUAACUCUGAAAACCAUUGCACUUCCACCCUAAAAUGAGCCUGAAAGUGGAGAGGCCUGGCUUUCACAAAAACCAAGCCAGAGACAGAGAAGACACAGGAGAGCCGCUAUUUCCAGAACAAACAUCUGGGCAGCAUCAAAUCUGUUCAGAAAAGUUCCGGUUCUAGAAAGAUUUAUGGAAAAUAGUGCUGGCUGGGCCUAGGGAAAGAAAGCUCUAGUUCACACCUCAGGUGACAACGUUAACUCUUAAGAAAAGGCCUGGUUAGUCAUAUUGGAGAAUAAAUCUGUGACUGGCCUCUCAAAAAUUGACAUGUUUUAAAUAGCAAGUUCUACUAGGGCAUGUCAACUGUAAUUCGCUGUCAUUUACCCUCCACUCUUCCAGAUUUUUUUUUCUUCCAGAAGUUUAUCUGUAGCAUAAAGGUAUAUUACAUCACAAAUUAUAGAGGCUGUUAAGGCGGUAUAUAGGUAACACAGGUAACACUAGGAAACUUGACACAAAACACCAAAAUGCGCUGUUUUGCACGGAAACAUGCUGUAGUCAGAGGCACCGUAGAAGCAGUCUCUACCCCACCAGCUAUGUGUUAAGAAUCCUCCAAACCCCCAUGGUCUCAGUCUAGGAAUCAGGUUUGUUUUAUGCCUGAUUAUAGCCACCAAAGCACCUUCUUCCAGAGCCCCAAGAAAGAGAAAAUGUGCAUUUGUAAAAGGCAAAUUAGGACUUGGAGAGUGAUUUGGGAUUAGAAAGAGAACAGGGUUGAUCCCUUGAAAUGCCAGCACCUGUUCCAACCCGAGCAUUCAGGAGAGAAAAAUGACAAUGCCUGAUUCUGAAGCCGGUUAUUUAAUUGGCACAUUAAUAUCCUAUCUCCCUUUGCUUAUUUAAUCCUGGCUCCUGGUUCUGGCUCUGCCUUCAUUCAGCUAACUCUAUGACUUUGGGCAAGUUACUUAUUUACUUUAGAACUUAGUGAACAGUUUACAACCACAGAAUAGGAGACUUUUCCACUCCGAUUCAGUUCUGUGCUAUAGGGUCUCUAUGAGUUGGAAUCAGCUAGACCACAAGGGGUUUUUUUCUCACUCCAAAAUGCCGGUAGCUACAAGAUUUGCCACCUGGCCUUCAUACUCCUGUCCUCCUCAUCCUUGGGAAGACACUCAAGCUUACUGGAAUUGCCUGCUCUCUAAAAAGCACAAAUGCUAGGUCCUACCCCUGGAAAUUGUGACGUAAUUGGUUUGGGAUGUGGCCUGGACGUCUAGAUGUUUAGAUGUUCCUCAGGUGAGUCUAAGGAACAGCCAGGGUUGAAUCACUAUGACUCAAUGAUACCUAUGAAAAUCACCAAUUGCUGUAAGAGGCUUCGGUGGUUCAUAGAAGGUACAACCACAAAGCAAGCAAGUUAACAUUAAUCCUGCUGACACUGUGGGAGGAGGGUAUCGUGGAGUGAAGAAUGACUUCUCUUUUACACACCAGAUGCUAAGUCAUCAAUGGACCUAAAAGAAGAUUCUGAUUACUGCAUUUACAUUUGAACCAGCAGAAUACACCCAAUUCUGUUUUAUCUAUGGGACGACCCAAUAGAUCUAGAGGAAACUUGAAUGAGAAACGUUCCCAAAGAGAAACUGAGCUGCACACUAAGCCAAACUGACUUCUUUCCAGCAAAUAUGCCAGAGGAUUAUCCUGAUCAGUUUGAUGAUGUCAUGGAUUUUAUUCAAGCCACCAUUAAAAGACUGAAAAGGUCACCAGAUAAACAAAUGGCAGUGUUUCCUAGAAGAGAGCGGAAUCGGCAAGCGCCAGCUGCCAACCAGGAGAAUUCCAGAGGGAAAGGCCGGAGAGGCCAGAGGGGCAGAAAUCGGGGUUGUGUCUUAACUUCAGUACAUUUAAAUGUCACUGACUUGGGCUUGGGCUAUGAAACCAAGGAGGAACUGAUUUUUAGGUACUGCAGUGGCUCUUGCGAUGCGGCUGAGAAUAUGUACGACAAAAUAUUAAAAAACUUAUCCAAAAGUAGAAGGCUGGUGAGUGACAAAGUGGGGCAGGCAUGUUGCAGACCCAUUGCCUUCGAUGAUGACCUGUCAUUUUUAGAUGAUAACCUGGUUUACCAUAUUCUAAGAAAGCAUUCCGCUAAAAGGUGUGGAUGUAUCUGACUCCGGCUCCAGAGACUGCUGUGUUUUGCAUUCCUGCUACAGUACAAAGUAAGGGACCAAGGUUCCCAGGAAAUGUUUGCCCAGAAUGGAAGAUGAGGACCAAGGAGGCAGAAGCAGAGGCUGAGGAAGGAGAGGAGGAAGAAGGCAGCCGUUGUGGGAGCCUGGUAGAAGGAGAUCCAGCUACAGAAAACUGGACACAUGAGAGAGAAAGGAGCCAUCUGGUUUCUCUAAGACGGCAGCCAAUGCCAUCAGAAGCUCAGGGCUGGUGUCCCUGGUUGGGUGUUGCCAUCGUUUCAUCUGAUACAGUCCACCGUCACCCAUCACUGGCAUAGUGGCGGAUGCACUUGAAGAAACCAAACCAGUGUGUCUCCUGUGGUUUGUUUUCAUAUGUCUGAAGACACCAGGGAAACAGGAAUCCUGGGGUGAGCCCACUUGUCAUGAUGUGUUACUGCUGAAAGCCAGAAAGGGUUCUUUUCUGUCACUCAGUUGAGACAUACCCCGAAAAGAAAACAACAAAAAACAAAGACACGAGAGAUAAUAACCUCUGAAUUUGAAAGUUGAGGCCUGAGGUUUACAACAACCAGUGUUUUUGUGAACAGUUGGCGACUGAUUCGGAAUAUGGUGUGUGGGGUGGGAAGAAGUUGGAUAGGCACCAAAGAGGCUGUCCUCAUGACUAAAACAAACCUGAAGGUAUUUCCUUUCUCUCCUUGGAAACAGGAAACAAGUUGUGGCUUUCAGCAGCAUUCCUGUAGGAGAGCUAGUGGGGAGGGCCCCCGGCGCAGGGGGACAGGGAGACCCACGUGGCCUGUCGGUUUACAGAAAGACAGAUGUUACAUACACCCCAGCUCCGUUUAUGCGUGGUCACCAGUGACCAGAGAAGCUACUCGAUGCAAUGCAUCUGUUUCAGAUACAGAAAUCUAGAGAAGCUAUUUAUUGAGAUUUAAGUUAUUAUUAUUUAUUACUGUUCACUAAUGAAUUUCUCUUUUUUGUCCCUUAUUUAUUAAAAGUUUCUUUUCAAAGGUGCCAAAGUAUAUGUGCUUGCAAAACACAAAGAAAGGUGACAAAGGAAAUUUUAAUUGGGAACGAGGGUCCAUGCUUUUCAAAGUAUUUUUAAAAAAGGUCUUUUUGCUAGCCAAAAAUCACUUACUUUACCUUUUUAAGAAAAGCCCUGGUUAAUUUCCCCAGAUUUCAGCAUUUUCCACAUUUUUAUUAAAAAAAAAAAAAAAGGUCAUGAGUGUCUCUGCCAGGCCACCUUUUUGGGGGCAGCAUGCAGAGAUCGUUGGCACUUGGCUUUGUUUCUUCGUUGCUCCAUCACUGAACAAAUGAUGCCAUAAGCUCCACUUCCUGUCGUAUUUAAGCUUUUAUUCCCCUCCUUAUAUAUCUAUCUAUAAUAUGCGUAACCAUAUAUGUAAAAGGUUAAAUUCCUUUUAGUAGGUAGUUUUGGAUUUCAUGUUGACCCAAAAGUAAAGUAAAACGUUCUGUCAGGUAGCCAUGGUUUUGCCUGACUCGAUGAGCCUAUUCCUCUAUCCCUGCCCACCUAGUGCCUUCCUGAGACACAGGCUGCUUGGCCAGUGCAGGCCAAAGAUCACACGGAUGGCUGUCCAGAAGUGGGGUCGGCCUGGUUCCCAUAAAAGCCACUUGGCUGUCGUCUUGGCUCAACGAUUGUUGCUCCUGUGUACCCAAUCCCUGGAAGAAGGUGCCUGAGCAAGGUAGAUGAGGAAGACGUAUGGCCUAGCCACAGUAUACCACGCAAAGCCUCACACUUACCCGCAGAGUGUGCUACCUUGAGGAUGAAAGAGUUUGGAGGGGAGGAAGCGCAGGAUCAGAACAACCUCUCGUAAGUGCCCCAAAUUGUGGAUUUGCCUGUCAGCCGACACAGGCAAGGUGCACUGGGCCCUAUAUUAGAGCUUUUUACAAAUUUCAUAAAAGGGAUUUUUCUCAAGGAGAUAACCUAUCACUCUCUUAGUGGCUAUUAACCACAAAAGGAUGACAGAUUUAGCAAUUAUAUAACCUAGCUUCCCACAAGUAAUCAUGUUAUUUUUGCAAAGUAACCAAAAAGCAGCAGUUACCAGGCAUCCCCUCCCCCUGCCCCAAAACACCUAAGUUCUCCAUUAUUCUGCCAUCUCUGUCCUUUCUGCUCCUUUGGCGUGACUUGGAAAUAGAGGAAACAGCCUCUCACCCUCUCCUGGGGCCAAAGCAGGGGACUUGCUAAGAAGCAGCCUGCUCAAAUCAGGGCAAACGCAGCUGUCUGGUCAUUCUUGAGGCACAAUUUGGAUGUAGCCCCAGGGUCAUCUGUCUGACUCAGAUAACAAUGGCAGAUUUGGUGGCCAAGUUUCCCAGGUUUCAGCCCCCAGCUCCGCAAGGAGGAUCCCUGUCCAUAAGGGCUGUAGGAUUCCAAUGGGUGUUGACACCUUGUUCCCAGCAUCAUCUACACACCAUAAUCAGGUUUUAACUUAAGCAAAUUACUCCACCAAAUCCACAAAAGGGUAAAGUUUGUGAUUUUUCUUUACCAUUGCUACUACCAUCCAACAUGGUAAGGAGCGCACUUCUUUGGAAGUUCUGACUUCUCUGAUAUGUCUUGGUCGUUUGUGUUAUACAACCAAAGUUCUCUACAGACUUUAUUUUUGUACAAUAUCAUUUUGUAACUUUUUACGAAUAAAAACUCAUUUCUA